Conger conger (European conger) is the source of this 3034-nucleotide messenger RNA. RefSeq names its product Bardet-Biedl syndrome 2 (gene bbs2). NCBI's taxonomy places the organism in Eukaryota, Metazoa, Chordata, Actinopteri, Anguilliformes, Congridae. Gene Ontology annotation, cellular component: membrane; neuron projection; motile cilium. Bases 409 to 2562 code for a protein of 717 amino acids. Gene Ontology annotation, molecular function: protein binding. Gene Ontology annotation, biological process: non-motile cilium assembly. The record is from RefSeq and is a predicted model, not a curated record. The transcript is spliced from 19 exons.
GCCUCGUGGGUGGUCCUUAUCAAUACUUAUAGAAAUAAGGGGACAAUACACUAUCAUUACGACGAUUACAAAGUAAUCCCUUAAACUAGAUAUAAUCCGUUAAAACCUACAUAAAACCUACGUUUACAUGUCGCUGGUAAAACUAUUCUCAAAAACGAAGGUAGAUACGGUUACGUCCGCACGUGAUCGUUUAUAGUAAUUUCUGUAAGAAAUACCAACGCCUGCAACUUUUAAAUUAAGACCGCAAAAACGAGAAUCCCCCUUCACGAGACCUGACUGCUUCUGUGGACAUGUGACGUCACGGCGGUAAGGGGCCGUUCGCUGCUCACUCCUGUGCUAACCUUAGCCAAAACCGAACCCGAAGAAGACCGAAUUCGUUUUAAAUCAGAUAACCAGGGACAAGCCAGCAUGCUGGUGCCAAUCUUCACCCUGAAGCUGAACCACAAAAUCAACCCGCGCAUGGUGACUGUGGGCAAGUUCGAUGGGCUACACCCGUGCCUCACUGCGGCCACACAAGCAGGGAAGGUGUUCAUCCAUAACCCUCACGGGCGUGGCCAGCGGAAGGCGGCGCACCGCCUGAGCCAGAGCGCGCAGGACUCGGACAUCUCCCUCCUCAACAUCAACCAGGCGGUCAGCUGCCUCGCCGCCGGCACGCUGGGGCCCUCCACCGCCGGCCACUCGCUGCUGGUGGGCUCCCAGACCAACCUGCUGGCCUACGACGUGCACGACAACUCCGACAUCUUCUACAGGGAGGUGACAGAUGGGGCCAACGCUAUUGUUUUGGGGAAGCUGGGAGAUAUCCCAUCUCCUCUCGCCAUCAUCGGGGGAAACUGCGCUCUGCAAGGGUUCGACUACGAGGGAAACGACCAGUUCUGGACGGUUACUGGUGACAACGUCCGGUCUUUGGUGCUCUGUGACUUCACCGGUGAUGGGAAAAAUGAGCUUCUGGUUGGAUCAGAAGACUUUGACAUCCGUGUCUUCAGAGAGGACGAGCUCGUGUCAGAGAUGGCUGAGAAUGAGACGGUCACCUCUCUGUGCCACAUGCAUGGCAGUAGAUUUGGGUACGCCUUGGCCAAUGGCACAGUGGGAGUGUAUGACCGGACUGCCCGCUACUGGAGAAUAAAGUCCAAGAACCACGCCAUGAGCAUCCAUGCUUUCGACCUGAACGCCGACGGAGUUGUGGAGCUCAUCACCGGGUGGUCCAAUGGGAAAAUCGAUGCCCGUAGCGACCGCACCGGUGAGGUCAUUUUCAAAGACAACUUCUCCUCGUCGGUGGCCGGGGUGGUGGAAGGGGACUACCGCAUGGACGGCCAGGUGCAGCUCAUCUGUGCGUCUGUGGAAGGAGAAGUACGGGGGUACCUCCCAGCCAGUAAGGAGAUGAAGGGGAACCUGAUGGACACCAGUGUGGAGCAGGACCUGAUCCGGGAGCUAAGCCAACGCAAGCAGAACCUGCUGCUGGAACUGCGCAACUAUGAGGAGAACACCAAGGCCACGGCUGGAGCUGUGCUCUCAGAGGGUGACACACAGAUGGGCGUCAUCCCUGCCAACACCCAGCUCCAGACGGCCCUCUCAGUCAAAGCGGCCACAGAGAGCCAGAAGGCCCACAUCGAGCUCAAUAUCUCCACCCCCAACGAGACCAUCAUCCGGGCGGUGCUGAUUUUCGCUGAGGGGAUCUUUGAGGGAGAGAGUCACGUGGUUCAUCCCAGUGCCCAGAACCUGUCCGGCUGUGUGCGAGUUCCCAUAGUCCCCCCCAAGGACAUCCCCGUCGACCUGCACAUCAAAGCCUUCGUUGGUGGAAAGAGCAGCACACAGUUCCAUGUGUUUGAGAUCACGCGCCAGCUGCCGCGCUUCUCCAUGUACGACCUGAGCACCAACCCCACAGCUGCCCAGCCCACGGGAAGAGUCACCUUCAACAUCAACGACCGACCACAGAGAGUGGUCAUGUGGCUGAACCAGAACUUCCUGCUUCCUGAGGGCACGGACACCCCGGACGUGUGUUUCACCUCGCUGCGCCAGGGGGGCCUACUGAGCGUUAGCAUGCAGUCUAAUGGAGAGAUCACGUUAAAGACAGAUGACAUUGACCUUGCGGGGGACCUGAUCCAAUCUCUGGCCUCCUUCCUGGCCAUUGAUGACCUGCAGGCGGAGGCUGAUUUCCCGGGCUAUUUUGAAGAGGUGCGGGCGACACUGACAGAGGUGGAUGACUUUCACUCAGUCCAUCAGAAGCUGACGGCAGCCAUGGCCGACCACUCCAACCACAUCCGCAACAUGCUGGUGCAAGCCGAGGACGCGCGACUGAUGGGCGACAUGCCGACCAUGAAGAAGCGCUACAUUGAGCUGUAUGACCUGAACAGGGACCUGAUAAACGAGUACAAGAUACGCUCCAACAAUCACAAUGCCCUCAUCAGCUGCCUCAAGUCCGUCAACCAGGCCAUCCAAAGAGCAGGCCGGCUGCGAGUGGGGAAGCCGAAGAACCAGGUGAUCACGGCGUGCCGAGAUGCCAUCAAAAGCAACAACGUCAACGCUCUCUUCAAAGUCAUGAGGGCGGGGACCGCGUCCUCCUGAGGAAGACCCCCCAAAUGAGAGACCAAAAAUCCAGGAAGAGACCUCACCCCUCCCACCCACUCCUCGCCCCUGACACGAGAACAAACCCCCAGGUGGGAGGGGACACUAGGCCUGCGGUUUGCAAAGCGAGUGAAACAUUCCGCGAGGCAGGAUAAGAGAUAUAUCUGUGGCAUUCCUAUGAACUCAAGACACCAGCCUUUAACGGAAAGUCCCGUCUCCCCUCCCCCACCCCGAAAAGGGAAAUUGUGACUGAAGUGACAUGCAGAAUUGUGACUGAGAGGAAAAUAUCUGUCAAAAGAUGGCAAAUGUGUUUUUGUAGCCAAAGAAAAAUAUUUUCAAUGUUUACUUAAAAACCCUUGAGAGUGCUAGUUGUAGUACUGUGUUUUUCUCUAGCUUGAAAGAAGCAGUGGACUUGACACUGUGUCCUGUGUAUAUUUAUAUAUUAAUUAAAAUUAAAAUUAUACUGUGUAAA